This is a messenger RNA of Paraglomus occultum, 441 nucleotides long. The record is from the annotation of a GenBank genome assembly. NCBI's taxonomy places the organism in Eukaryota, Fungi, Glomeromycota, Glomeromycetes, Paraglomerales, Paraglomeraceae.
GAUCUAGCACAGUUCGUCAACGUAAAUUGAACAAAGCCACGGAACUGUGGGUACACCAAGCUAUUGCGAUAAAUUUGCUUCUGUCAGAUCAAAUUCUUCAAGAGAAGGGUCUCGAAUUUGCUGAGAGUUGUAAUAUUAAAGAUGACGAUAUUCGAUGCUCGAACGGAUGGGUAUAUAAAUUUAAAAAACGGAUUGGUGUUCACCAAAUUACACUUCAUGGAGAGGCAAACAGUGCGUCACUUACAGGCAUAGCAGAGGAGAGAUUGAGGUUGCAAGAGGUCUUAGCUGAAUAUAUUUAUAACGUUGAUGAGACGGGUUUAUUCUACCGUAUGGAACCACCAGUAGCAUGGCAGGUCGAAAAAAGGACAAAUUCCGUUUAUCAGUUCUAUUAUGUUGCAAUGCUACUGGAACUCAUAAGCUUCAACCUCUUGUUGUGGGAAG